AUGAAACUAGUCGGUGUUCAAACUCUUGUGUUAUAUUCAGUCACAAUUUUUACAACCUUCGUGGCUACUUACGGGCUAACAUUUCUAUAUGAACCACACGACGUGACACUGUUUGAAGGAGACUCAUUAACAAUUCCGUGCACGCUUAGUUCCCGUCUAACCAAUGUACAGGUGUACUGGUACAACAAUACUCGUCAGAUCAGCUUCGACAACUUGAGAUAUGAAUUGAAUGGUAUUUUACGAUACGAUCUUCAAAUUACUGACCUUGAACUAUCUGAUUCGGGUAACUAUAGUUGCUUGGUAUACAUAAAUGGUGAAUAUGUUGCUACAUCACGGACAGGAAAUGUGAAUGUAAUCUUGAAACCUUAUUUCCGGAAGAUUCCUUCUGACGUCAUAACCGUGGAAGGCGAAACUGUAGUUUUAACGUAUACGCUCGCUAACUUUGACGCAAAUAAAUUCGACAUUUACUGGAACCGUGACAAGAUCAAAAUCGCAAAAAACUACGAUAUAUUUAAAGGACCGCGGUAUUCAAUUGAAGGGAAUGGCAAUGGUGUAUUCGAUCUAAUCAUAAACACAUCAACAGUGGAAUAUAGCGGACAAUACCAGUGUGCAUGCGUUUAUCAAAGUGGCGGUGCAUUAAUUACGGUCUCCGGAAAAACGAAUUUGAAAAUCCUUUCCAAACCAAGUUGCUCACAGAAUCCUAUGUCAAAUUACUAUAUGGAAGGCGAGUAUCUUAUCACGGAGUGUCGAAAUACGGGAGAUGCGGAAACGAGAUUGUCUUGGCGUAAUAAAGGAAACGCGCCAAUGUCAGUAACUCCCACAUCCCACAAUGCGUCAUACAUUCGACGAGAGUGGAAACUAACUUCUGAGAACAACGGUGAUGUUAUAAUAUGUGUCAUGAAACAUCCCGCAAUUGAAGAACAAGUAUGUAUGAUUGGUCCGAUCACUGUAAUUCAAGUUACGACCUCCAGGUAUUUCAUUUCCAUAGCAACGUCAAACCCCACGACCAAACUCGUAUCCAAACACGAGGAAAUAGUCACAUCAUCCUCAGGUUCCGUUUACAUCGUUAUUUACUGUAUAACAUCACUUGUGGCUGUUGUUAUUACCGUCAUUUCUGUCGUUGUCAUUUGGCGGAAAAAGUCACACUUUUGCAAAGAAAAGAAACAUGGUCAACGGCGGACAUUUUCAUAUAUGAACGAAACAACGGAUCGGGCUGAAAACGACCACAUAUUAUUGGAAAGGGAACGGGGCGUAAACAACGUUGAAGUAGAUGAUGAACGGCUGUCUUUAAAUGAAAGCACUGAACCUAACACCGUCACGUAUGCCACGGUCGGGGAACGCCAGGCAAGAACAGCCAGUAACUCGGACUUGAACAGCGCCCGCUACGAAAAUUUACCCCAAUUACCAAAUCGCCUCAAUGACCCAGAUUCUCAAAAUACGGAAUCUAACAAUGACGAUGGUUUAGUGUAUGCCGAACUUGAGCUUGACGAUCAGUCGACAUCGCUGCCACUUCAAAAUGACGAUAAAGUAUCGUACGCUGAACUGAAACGCUGUUAA
Molecule: messenger RNA, 1557 nt
Organism: Saccoglossus kowalevskii
Lineage: Eukaryota; Metazoa; Hemichordata; Enteropneusta; Harrimaniidae
Biological process (GO): homophilic cell-cell adhesion
Cellular component (GO): plasma membrane
Source: RefSeq, a predicted model, not a curated record